This is a messenger RNA of Capsella rubella, 1244 nucleotides long. RefSeq names its product transcription elongation factor B polypeptide 3. Lineage: Eukaryota; Viridiplantae; Streptophyta; Magnoliopsida; Brassicales; Brassicaceae. Bases 208 to 1077 code for a protein of 289 amino acids. Gene Ontology annotation, cellular component: elongin complex; nucleus. The transcript is spliced from 9 exons. The record is from RefSeq and is a predicted model, not a curated record. Gene Ontology annotation, biological process: transcription elongation by RNA polymerase II.
CAAUCGUCGUUGUGGUGGGUAUGAUUAAAACAAAACUCGAAAACUCCGGCGUCUGCUUACCGCUAUCAUCAUUCUACCGGGAAGAGGAAAAAGGGUUUCUUCGAUCGUUGAAGAGAUUCUUUGGAUCCGUCUCCUUCCUGGGCCAAUCUUCGAUUCAGCUCUCUAUUUUAUUUUAUUGGUUUUGCCAAAACCGUUUGAGAAGCUGCGAUGUUGUUUGAGAGGCUUACCAAGAAACCACCUUCGCUUGUUGAUCUUUGCGUUAGGAAAGCGAUUGAUAAUGUUAAGUACAUUGGAUAUGUUGGUGGGGUUGAUUUUCAGCUUCUUGAACAGAUUAUGCAGCAUUGUACACUAGAACAGCUGAAGCACAUAGAGGAUUCUACUCAAGACACAGAUCUUAGUCCAGUCACUGAUAAGUUUUGGAAGGGGUUCUAUGAGAAGCACUUUGGUGAAGAGGCCUUGAAUGAUACUAUGGAGGGGAUGAAAUUGAAUAAAGUAAAUUUCAAAUGGAGGGAUUUAUACGAGGCGAAGGUUAUACACAUAGAAGAAAAGGAGAAGAAAGUUGUGGAUCGACUGAAACAACGUUACAAGAACGAAGAUGAAAGAAAACAAAGUCGACAAACCAAGGUCUGCUCGAAAGCUCCUCCAAGCAAAAGACCAUUUUGGGGUAACAAUGCAACAGGUUACAAUCUUGGGCAUGUGAAGAGCAACAUCAUGAAGAAGGCAAAAAUAGAUCUGUUGAAGAGUCAAGAAGUAAAAAAUCUUACUGCAAUUAAAAGGAACACGAUUCAGAAGAGUUUCAGUGUUUCUACUCCAAAGAGGACGGGCUUAUCUGCUUCAACUUCAAGAAGCCUUCCUCAUGGUGGACGAAAUCUUACUGAAACGAAAAGGAACACGUUUCAAAAGAGUUUCAGUAUUUCUGCUCCAAAGAGGACUGGCUUAUCAGUAAAUUCGCCUUCAACUUCAAGAAGCUUUCCUUCUGCUGGACAAAAGCCACCUCCAAAGAGGAUCAGCAGCCUUCCUGCAACUGCUCCUUCAACUUCAAAAAAUGCAGCCGCCAGACAAAAACAUGUAAUGUAACUUAUAUAGCUUUUUUACAGAUCAUUUUUCUUCAAGUGUAUCAUUUACUUGGCUGCUCCAAGUUUCAAGAACUCCGAGUUUUGAAACUCUGUAGCUUGAUGAUAUCCUAUUCUGUAACAAUAGAUCUUUCAAAAGUUUCUCCAAUGAUUUAUUGCUUUGUUUCUACU